AUGCGUGAACUCAUCACGCUCUGCGCGGGCCAAGCCGGCAACCAGAUCGGCUCGGCCUUCUGGCAGACCUGCCUUGCCGAGCACGGCCUCAACGAUGACGGCACCUACGUUGGCGACAACUCGAACCAGCUCGAGAAGAUCGGCGUAUUCUUCCAGCCCUCUGGCCAGGAGGGCAAGUACGUCCCUCGCUCGAUCCAGGUCGACCUCGAGCCCGGAACGCUCGACCAUGUGCGGUCCGGCCCGAUGGGCAAGCUCUUCCGGCCCGACACGUUCGUCGGCGGCCAGUCGGGCGCCGGCAACAACUUUGCCAAGGGUUUCUACACCGAGGGCGCCGAGCUGGUGGAGAACGUGAUGGACGUGGUGCGCAAGGAGGCCGAGCGCGCCGACGGGCUGCAGGGCUUCCAGCUCAUCCACUCGCUCGGUGGAGGCACUGGCUCGGGCCUCGGCACAAAUCUGCUGACGAAGCUGAGAGAGGAGUUCCCUGACCGCAUGCUGGCCACCUGGUCGAUCCUGCCAUCACCGAAGGUGUCCGACACUGUCGUCGAGCCGUACAACACCACGCUUGCCAUGCACCAGCUGGUCGAGAACGCCGACCUGUCGUUCUGCCUGGACAACGAGGCGCUGUACGACAUCUGCCAGCGGACGCUGAAGACCAAGGACCCGAACUACAGCGACCUGAACCAGAUCAUCUCGUACGCCAUGAGCGGCUGCUCCACGACGCUGCGCUUCCCGGGCCAGCUGAACUCGGACCUGCGGAAGCUCGGCGUGAACAUGGUCCCGUUCCCGCGCCUGCACUUCUUCAGCUGCGGUUUCGCACCGCUGGUCGCGCCGGGCGGCCGUGCCUACCAGCAGGUCAGCGUGCCGGAGCUCGUGCAGCAGAUGUUCGACCCCAAGAACAUCAUGGCUGCCAUCGACCCGCGUCUCGGCAAGUACCUCACGGUCUCCGCCAUCUUCCGCGGCAAGGUCUCGAGCCGGGACGCCGAGCGGGAGCUGCAGGCUGUGCAGACGAAGAACGCGUCGCAGUUCGUCGAGUGGAUCCCGCAAUGUGUGUCUACGUCCCUCUGCGACGUGGCGCCGCCGGGCCUGCGCAUGUCGGCCACCUUCAUCGGCAACACGACGUCGAUCCAGGAGCUCUUCAAGCGCACACACGAUGCCUUCGCGCUCAUGUUCCGCCGCAAGGCCUUCUUGCACUGGUACACGGGCGAGGGUAUGGACGAGAUGGAGUUCACGGAGGCGGAGUCCAACCUCAUGGACCUCAUCAGCGAGUACCAGCAAUACGAGGCGGCGAGUGCCGACGACGAGGAGCUGGGCGAGUACGCCGAGGAGGGCGAGCUCCCGGCCGAGGAGCCGGAGGAGGAGUACUGA
Messenger RNA from Tilletiopsis washingtonensis, 1365 nucleotides. RefSeq names its product putative tubulin beta chain. Gene Ontology annotation, biological process: microtubule cytoskeleton organization; mitotic cell cycle. The record is from RefSeq and is a predicted model, not a curated record. Gene Ontology annotation, cellular component: microtubule; cytoplasm. Bases 1 to 1365 code for a protein of 454 amino acids. Gene Ontology annotation, molecular function: GTPase activity; GTP binding; structural constituent of cytoskeleton. The transcript is spliced from 18 exons. NCBI's taxonomy places the organism in Eukaryota, Fungi, Basidiomycota, Exobasidiomycetes, Entylomatales.